Messenger RNA from Pleuronectes platessa (European plaice), 4255 nucleotides. RefSeq names its product cAMP responsive element binding protein 3-like 1 (gene creb3l1). The record is from RefSeq and is a predicted model, not a curated record. The coding region runs from base 248 to 1756 and encodes 502 amino acids. Gene Ontology annotation, biological process: regulation of transcription by RNA polymerase II. The transcript has 13 exons. Gene Ontology annotation, molecular function: cAMP response element binding; DNA-binding transcription factor activity, RNA polymerase II-specific. Lineage: Eukaryota; Metazoa; Chordata; Actinopteri; Pleuronectiformes; Pleuronectidae.
GAUGGAUCCUCCACAUUGCUGGAGUUUGUCACCGGAGGAAGAGAAGCGGCACCGGGACACCGAUCCUCAAACCGGCGGCUUCACACUCCGGUGACGUGAGGAGCGGCAGCACUCACACACACACAAACACACACACACACACACACACGCACACACACGAUCAUACACACUCUCUCACGGGGAGAAGAAGGAACCGCUUGGGUUCCAUGAGCUGAAUCUGAUCAGUCCUCCUCACACACACGGAACCAUGAUGGAGUCUAUCCUGGACAGUCUGGCCGCAGAGAGACUCUACCCCACCGGUGGAGCCAACCUGUUGGACCUGGAGGAGCUGAGCGACGGAGACUUCCUCACUAAUGUGCCUUUCUCAGGUGACCAGAUGGACGACUUCAGCAGCGAAUUAUUCAACAGUUUCUUUGACGACCAUAUAUUAGAGCGACCCCUGCUGGCAGACAGACCCUCACCUUUACACAUGGACAUCGACAGCAGCCCAGAUAUCCAAGCGGAGCACAGCUACUCCUUGAGUGAAGACUCCGCCCCCCAGAGCCCAGCCCUGUCAAUCAAAAUGGACCAAGAGUCUGAGUUUGAAUGGAGCUUCAGUCAGGACCUCUCCGCCAUCUUGGUGAAACAGGAGGAACCUGAUGUGGGUCAAAGGUUAGAUCCUCCGCCUCUGGAAGGCCCACCUCUCAUAUUAAGCCCUGCACCCCCGCACCGAGGAUCGGCCUGGAAACACACGGAGCACAGUCAAGACGACAUGAAGCCAGUGGCUAUAAAAGAUGAACCCAGAGAGGUCGGCCAGUGUCUCAGUCUGCCCAGCGACGAUGCUCUCCAGCUCCCCCCCACCCCUCCCAGCAGCAACCACGGGGACAGCGACGGCUCCCUCCCUCCGUCCUCCCCGCUCCUCCCUCUGCCACCGUCUUCCCCUCAACCACAGCAGAGGCCAGGAGGUCGCGCCUCUUCUUCCUCCUCCUCCUCCUCCUCCUCCUCUUCCUCAGCCAUCUCCUCCUCACCUCUCCUCACUGCACCACAUAAGCUUCAGGGCUCAGGACCCCUCAUGCUGACAGAAGAAGAGAAGAGGACCCUGGUGGCUGAGGGUUACCCGGUACCCAACAAACUCCCCCUCACCAAGAGUGAAGAGAAGGCACUGAAGAGAGUCAGACGGAAGAUUAAAAAUAAGAUCUCAGCUCAGGAGAGUCGGAGGAAGAAGAAAGAGUAUGUGGAAUGUCUGGAGAAAAAGGUGGACAGCUACACGUCAGAAAACGGUGACUUGUGGAGAAAAGUAGAAAAUCUGGAGACUGCCAACAGGUCUCUCCUACAGCAGCUCCAGAAGCUUCAGUCACUGAUUUCAGGGAAAGUCCUUCCCCGUUCUAAAAUGGCCUCCACUCAAACAGGGACAUGCCUCAUGAUGGUGGCCGUGUGUUUCGUCCUGGUGUUGGGCACCUUCUCCCCUUGUCUCUCCCCCCUCUCCUUCCUCAGUCACACCUCUUCCUCUUCCUCUCCCUCCUCUCAAUCACCCCCUCUUCCGUCAGCGGACCUCUACACCACUAGUCAGGUCCGCUCCCGCAGCCUCCUCUUCUACAAUGAAGGGGCCCCAUUGGAGGAGAGUUUAGUGACAUCAGAAGGGGAGAGGCUACAGUCAGAGGCUCGCUCCCACAUCCAGACGAGCCGUUACACUGCUGACGCCCACAGAAACCACACAACUGGGCCCGAGUUAGACCGGAGGGAAACAAAACCAGACGAAGCCUCGAAGUUAUUCUGACAGACUGCAUGACCCCUCCUCCCAUGACCUCUCACCUCUGACCCCGAAACCUCCACAUCCCUGGACUCACCCAGGUUCCACAUCAACGUCCGUGGCACGUUACUCUGUCCAUCUUCAACCGUCAUCCUCUUCGUGAGUGACUCAGACACUGCACUCCUCUCAUCCUGAAGUCAUGCUUCACCUCAACAGUUUGCUACACCUGAAGAUACUUGAUUUUAAAGGGACCUUAUCAUUGAAAUUUCCAUUUUUACGCAUAAAGAGAUGGUGAAACGUUUACAUACCCCAAAUAAUCCAUGUGAAUUUAUAUAUUAGAGAUGCUUUAAAACACUGUGUUAAUUCAAGAGCCUCUGGACAGUUUACAGUAACUUACUGAUACAAUUUGUACCAUAACAAACAAAAAAUUACUUAAGACGACUUAUAGCUGAUUAAUCAAUUAUCAAAAUUGUUAUUGACCAGUUUUUCUGCUAUCAUCUAAUUUAAUAAUCACGUCAGCUCUUUUAUUUUGGACCAGUACAUUUGAAAGCAACUUGAGUCCCUCCCAACAUUUUACCAAAGCAUACAUGCCAGUGUGUUAAAAAAACAAACACAUCCUGUGCCAUUGUUUAAAAGUGCCUUGAACAUGUGACUUACUCAGCCUUAUACUGUAUCUAAUGGCCACACAUGCAAUUAUAAACCUGGAAACUUAACUUUAGCUACGUUACACAUUUUGUGUGGUCUUUGGGGCUUAUCCCCUGUGGUUCUUGUUCUAGUGUUCAGGAUUUUAACAUUUAAAUUAAGUGCCUGUGCAAGUAUUUGGGGGAAUAGUAGCAAAACCUUUAUGUUUAACCGGAGCCAGCUUUGGUGUGAAAAGCAUAAAUGGACAGUUUUGUAAUGUGUUUUUAGGUUGUUACAAAUUAACAUCUGAUGUGUUUUAUUUAAAAUCAAAUCUCUGCAGUUAGAACUUGUUUUUCACUUCCACAUUCUUACCACAACAUUAUUACUUUUUGGGCUGGAAACCGUGUUUUCAUUCCAACAGAGUAUUGAAGGGGUCCGACAGAGGCUGGGGAAACAUGACAUAAAAUUAUUUUUAUGGAAUUAAAAAUAUUGUAUAUGUAAUAUAUUUGCAGCAUCAGAAAAAGAGCAUAUUUAUUUUAUGCAACAAAAAAAGAAAUAUUGAACUUGUUUUAGUUUACCCUAUUGUAUAAUUUUUUUUUUAAAUAAUGUUUACAAAAAAAACACAAAAAUACAACUUAUAAUAUAUUCUGAGCAUCAAAAAAGGGCAUAUUUAUUUUAUGCAAAAAAAAAGUAAUUGUCUGUGUUCUGGCAUUUAGGAUGAUGUGAAGUUUUAUAAGAUGUGUUGUUUACAUGGUGUUUCAUGAAUUGUAAAAAUUUGACAUGAUAUGUUUGUGUCUUUAACUGUAAUACAGUGUUUGUUUCACUGCUGUCGCAUGAAAUCCUCUGUUGUGAUCAAAAAUGGGUUUUGCUUUCAGUGAUUCUUCAAAAUGAUUCUAUUUUUAUCUUUUGACUUAAGCUAUUGACCCAAACAUCCAAAGAAAUUGAUAGAAAACCAACUUCAGAUAUUGACAAUCAUGUUCAACAUUAUUCUUGUAAUUCUUUAAAUGCAUCCUGUAACCUCUUAACAGCAGAGGAAACCUCUUAAACAUCAAUACUAACUGUGCUUGUGCGACAGCAGUGCAUGUUGUAUUUAUUCCUGUUUGUAGAAAGUGUGUAUAUAUUGAUGAAGCCAAUCAGGGUACUAAAACAUUCUAGGAAGACAUCUGAGGGAACACCAGGACAUUUUAAAAACACUUUUAUUUCUUCACCACUAUUCUGAUAAUGUCAUGGUUUUCCAUCAGAUUAAGAUUGUUCCUCAUCCAAGUCCGUGGAGGAAAUAAUUCCAAAUUCUGAUGAAAAAAUCAUCCAGAAACAAAAAAAAAUUGUUCGUUUCGUUUUGUGUCCCUCGUGUGCCAAGUGUAAACAAAAGCAUCACGUGACUGCAGCCCGUCACUCCACCAUUGUCAUUCUCAACCUCUACAGUUUCAAUGCACCAGUGUACAUAAACAAUUGCAACCAAAUGUGCAGAUGUUGUAAAUAAAGGGCCUUGUUUUGUUUUUUUAUUGUAUUGUGACAAAGUCCAAGACUUAAACCUGUGGAAAGUGGGAAAAAAAUUACAAUCAGUGGAGUUUAAGGGGAUUAAAGUGGGGAGGGUUAAAAAAUGUAACCAGAAGGGGGAGUUUUUCAACUUGUAAAGAAACCUGGACGACACAGUAGCUCGACACAGUUUGAAUCAAACACCAGGAGCUGCAUGGUAAUUCCAACUUCUCUGUGAACAUCUGAACAAUGUCCAGAGAACAUAAUCCAGCACUUUCCAGAGGGUUCAGUUGUUUGAAAUGUGUUUGGAUAUAACGUUGUCCUGGUUUGUUGUAUAGUGCCUUGCAUGUUCCUCCAUAUAUAAAUAUGUUAUCUUAGUGUAGUCAGUAGAGUAGAAACCAGCAAAAUAUUAAAAAACUGCAUCAGCAA